ACAACUCCCUUUAAUCAGAAAGAAACCUUCUGUACCAGUACCAGGCUCAGGACAAACAGUUUCUGGCCACCAGGCUCUGUACUACAGCACCCUGCUGCAGACUCUGCAGACCUGUGACGAGGAGACGGUGGCAGUGGUGAGGGCAGGGGUCGUGGCCCGCUUGGGGCCCGACAUGGAGACCUUCCUCCAGCUCGUCCAGAACAAACCCUGUCCAUCCGGUUCUGACGCCAGCACCUACAGCAACCCGGCCAGUUGGAGGAACAUGCCCGUGUUCAACAUCCAGCCCGGCUUCAGAGGCAGGGACCCCACCCACCUGUUUGCCCGGAAGAGAUCCCUGGACAACCUGGAGAAGAGGGUUAACGCUGACAAAUAGAUAAAUGUUAACAGUUGAACACAGUGACGCAGCUGCUGAACGCUUUAGAUGGUGAGGUGGUCAUUAUGAAUAUUUUUGGAGCCCAUCCACAAACUUUUUAAUAUGAAUCUUAUCCUCUUGCAAACAUUUUGAACGGUACCACAAAUUAUUCCGAUUGUAAUUGAUAUUUAUUUUAAAUUAAUUUAUUAAGUUGUCCAGUUUUGGUUUAUUUAAAGAGAGGUAAAAGAAGCUGACGAGAUCUGAAGGUCCUUUCACGCUGGUCGUGGAGGUCUUUAUCAUCCCUUUUUGCUGGUCUGACAUAACUUUAUAAGCUAUAUAUUGUGUUUAAAAAUAAUAAUAAAGAGAUGAGCACCAAAAUAUGUAUUGUAGCAGAUUUGGCUGGUUUUGUUUUAGAAAUAAACUCUGUGAUGUGACUGA
This is a messenger RNA of Austrofundulus limnaeus, 790 nucleotides long. It is a transcript of the gene stc1l, whose product is annotated as stanniocalcin 1, like. Gene Ontology annotation, cellular component: extracellular region. The record is from RefSeq and is a predicted model, not a curated record. Lineage: Eukaryota; Metazoa; Chordata; Actinopteri; Cyprinodontiformes; Rivulidae. Gene Ontology annotation, biological process: intracellular calcium ion homeostasis. Gene Ontology annotation, molecular function: hormone activity.